AUGACGGACAGCACGGAGAGCUUCAUCUUCACCUUAGCCAAGCCCUCGCAGCCAGCCGUGGUGCAGGCAAAGCGGGACAUCGUCAAGGACCAAGUCGUGGAGUGCAAGUUUAAGGGUGAGUGGCUGGAAGCGACUGUGCUGGAAGUUUCCACGUGGAGUGCCGACUCCGAUGACGAGGACGAGACGGACGGGCGCACAGUGAAAGUUCGCUUUGCUCGCGACGGCACCGAGUCUACUGUGCUGGCACCAAACGUCCGCGAGCAUUUAGACCCAGAGGAGGCCCAGGAACGAGAGCGUCAAGCGCAACGGGCUGCUGCCAAAGAGCUCAUCAUCAUCUCGCCACAGGCGGACAAACGCCGAGAGGCGACACUGCUGUUGGCGGCCACGCUGGAGGCCAAAUUUCCGGGCAGCUUCAAUGCGGGCGAGCUGGAGGCACCCGACGGCAUCGCCGUGUCGGCCCUGGCCGGGGACAUGUCGGCCUUGAGUGGCAAGGACGGCCCAGACCUUCUCCGUCGAUUGGGCACCGCGGCGCACUGCGCACUCGUGCCAGGGGAGAACUCGGUGUACCUGGCGGGCACGACUCCCCUGGAUUGCACGCGCGGUGAGUCGUUUGUAAGGCCCUUCCUGACCGACCCGAACUUGGUCACCAGUGGAGCAUCCACAGAGCCACAGGUGGCCACAGAGGUCGACUCCAUCGAGGACAUGUAUGUCUCCAACCUUUACAUUGCAAAGGACAAGCAGAAGAACCUCCCAGCUCGUGUCCUGAGCACGGUGGCCGACAAACACGGCGUGGUGGCGUUUUUUGACGACGCUGCCACCCUUGGUGUGGAGGAUAGCGUGCGACUGAAUGUUCUGUGCUGGGAGCCGGAGCGUCGGCACUCCGCCAUGGAGAUGGUCAAGGAGCUGCAGGAUACGGAGCCGCCACCAGAAGAGGAGCCCUGGCAGGCAGAGGAACAGAAGGAAGAGGACCAGAAUGAGAGCUGGAAUGAUGACAAGAAGAGGAAAUGGGAGGACGAAGGGAACGAAAGCUGGGACAACAAGAAGAAGAAGGAUGAUUGGUCUGGUGACAAAGGAUCUUGGGGGGGAGACCAGAAGAAAGACUGGAACGAUAAGAGUUGGGACAAGGGCAAUUCAGGCGGCGGCUGGGAAAAGGAGAAGAAGAACGACUGGGACAACAAGGCUAGCAGCUCCUGGGAGAAUGGCAACUCAGGCAAAAGGAAAUGGGACUCGCAGGAAUCCGGAAACGACAAGUGGUCCAAAGACCAGGGCGCAAAGUCUUGGGAGAAGCAGGACUGGAAAAGUGGCGGAAAAGAUGAUUGGAAAAGUGGAGGAGGGAAGGAGGAUUGGAAGAGCGGCGGGAAGGACGAUUGGAAGAGCGGUGGGAAGGACGAUUGGAAGAGCGGCGGGAAGGACGAUUGGAAGAGCGCUGGGAAGGACGAUUGGAAGAGCGCUGGGAAGGACGAUUGGAAGAGCGCUGGGAAGGACGAUUGGAAGAGCGGCGGGAAGGACGAUUGGAAGAGCGCUGGGAAGGACGAUUGGAAGAGCGGCGGGAAGGAUGACUGGAAGAACAACCAGGCACACGGCAAAGACGACUGGGGUCAGAAGAAGCAGGAAUGGGGGAAGCAGGACAACUGGAACAAGAAAGACGACUGGGGUGGAGGGCAAAAACAACAGGACAACUGGAACAAGAAAGACGACUGGAGCGGCGGCGGCGGCGGCCAAAAGCAGGACUGGAAGAAGGACCAAGGGGGCGGCAAUCAGAACCAAUCUUGGCAGAAGCAGCAGGAUUGGAAGCAGGGCGGUGGCGGUGGUGGUGGUGGCGGCGGCCAGUGGGGAAACAACGACCAGACCAGCGCCUGGGGCGGUGGAGGUGGCAACAAAAAGCAACCGACCUGGCAAGCGCCUGCGCAGGAAGCCAGCUGGGGAGGUGGACAACAGGGCGAUGGUGGCUGGGGCACGAGCUCAAGCUCUGGGUCACAGCGGUGGCCCCAGGAGCAAAAACGACAAGCACCGACAUGGCAAAGCCAUGAGGAUAACAAGAGGCAGCGAAGCGAUGCUGGCUCAGGGUACGGUGCCUCUCAGAACGAUCAGCGUCAGCGGCCUGUCACAGCGUACAGUGCGCCCUGGAGAGGUGCUGGCCGCCCUGCUCCUGCUCGGGAAGAGUACGUUAACGUGCACGCGGACUCCCGAGGACGUCAGAGACCUGACGAAAUCUUGGCGCAGAUGGGGAAGCAGCCCGACUCCAUCGACGACUGGAAGAACGUUCAGCACAUCGUUUUUCCAGGAGCCGAGGCACUCCCCCGAAAUUGGAUCCGCGUCUGGUCCAAGAAGCACGGCUGCGAGUACUACCUCCGACUGGAGGACAACCAUGCCACCUUUGAGAUUUCCGAUGUCUUCGCCUAG
This is a messenger RNA of Symbiodinium natans, 2403 nucleotides long. The record is from the annotation of a GenBank genome assembly. NCBI's taxonomy places the organism in Eukaryota, Dinophyceae, Suessiales, Symbiodiniaceae.